AUGGAGCAGAAGAACGCCAAGAAGAAGGCAAACAAGGAGAAAGCAGCACAAAUACGCAAAGAGCGCAAGAAGGCCAAGAAAGCUGACGCGGCAGCAAAGCAGGCAGACGAGAUGGCAGAAGAGGAGGAGGACGAAAUCAAGGAAGAGGUUGAAGAGGCCGAAGACGAGGCUGACGAGCUGGCUGCAGAGCCGAUCGAAGAGCCUGAGGAGGAGGAAGAGAUGCAGCUCGUGGAGCAGUCAAAGCAACGCCGUAAGAGACAGGCGAAGCAGGCCAAGCAGCGUGAGGAAGCAGAAUUGGCAAAGCUGGCAGAGGAGAAGCUGCGCGAGGAGGAGGAGCAGCGGCAAAAGCUGGAAGCUGCUUUGCGCGAGAGGAGAGAAGCCGAACUGAAAAAGCAGGCUGAAGAGGAACAGGCCCGCCUGGAGCAGGAGCGCCAGCAAAGGUUGCAAAAGGAAGCAGAGGAGGCGGAGCAGCGCCGCAAGGCCGAACAGGAAGCCGAGAAGCUGAGGAAAGAAGAGGAGCACCGCCAGAAGCAAGAAGCUGAGAAGCGAAAGCGGGAGGAAGAGGAGAAGGAGCAGCAGAGACAGGCGGAAGAAGAACGGAAGCAAAAGGAGAAGGAGGCUGAAAGCAACAGACAACUGAACAGGGAAGCCGAUGAUGCUAAGUCGGACGUGGUGAUGGCUGAUGAGCAGGUCAAGCGGAAAGACGCAGAUGAACGCCGUCGAGCAGACGACUGGCAGGCUUGCGGAUAUUUGCCUGGCGUGCACUUGCCGUUAGACGGCGAUGUGUCUCUGAAGCCACUUCGCAAAGGGAGGGAGAAAGAUCUCGACGAGGAGGACGGGACAGAAGAUCGCAGGCCGGCGGCUGCAAAGUCGUUGCGCCAAACGCUGACUCCUUCGCAGCUCCGCCGUCAACAGCGCAAACGGCAGAAGGAGGCCGCUUCGCCCAUGGCUCCCCUCAAUGCCAGAAGGGCAGCAGAGGCCGCCGAGGCCGAGGCAGCUGGCAAAGAGGAGAAUCGCAGUGACAAGGAGGACACCGAGGAGGAGUGUGCUGAAGUGGAAAAGCCCAAGUCGGAGCGGAAGCAAAACGAGCGGCAGCCGAGGAAAGAGCGAUCGCAAGAUGCAAAGCCUCGCCAGGCGGAGAAGACGUCGUCAGACGAGAAGGUAGAGACAAGGCGUGGCAGCAAAGACGAAGCCAAGAAACCCGUGGCUCGGUGGUGA
Symbiodinium natans is the source of this 1218-nucleotide messenger RNA. Lineage: Eukaryota; Dinophyceae; Suessiales; Symbiodiniaceae. The record is from the annotation of a GenBank genome assembly.